UUGUUUUCUAGGCUAAUUUGGCAUUUAGCUAAUAUUUUAGCUGGCUAUUAGCUUCAGCGUUUUCAGCUAUUAAUUUCAGCAGCUUCAGCUAUCAGCAUUAGCAUCUUCAGCGGGACACAGGACAGGAUUAGCAGCAAUGACCAGAGAGAGGCAGGAGGACAGGAAGCUGUCAAACCAUGAUACAUAUGGAUAAAAUACACGACUGCCUCUGAUUCUUUAGAGCUGACAUUGUUAAUCUUGGUUAGCAGCUACUGCUGUUGGGUGAAGGUGAGGUACACCCUGAACAGGUCGCCCCUCUGUCACAACCACACAUGCUAAAAGGAAGCCAGAGUGGCUAAGAAAAUCCACAGAAGAACAUGCACACCUCACACAGAAAGCCCUCAGCCUGAGGUGAGAGAGCCAACAAACUUUUAAUGUCAGCAAUCAAUCAAUUACUUGUCAGUACUUGCAGCUGUCAACAGGUACUUUGACCAGCUUCACCACUUUAUCUUUUUUAAGAUGUUUUCCCAACACCUCCCUUAAUUUACUGUUUUGCCAGCUAUUGUGCAUUUUGACUCGUUUUUUUGGGGGGGGGUCCCGUUUCUGUGACCCAUACUUGACACCAAGCACACUAGGUAGGUAUCCCAUUCUCUCAAGAGUUGUGGACACAAACCUACAAUCUUCAAUCCUCACGGCAGACUCUCUGUGACCAGAACACUGACACAUUUCAUGCAGUAACAUGACAUUAUUGUUAGAUAUACUAAUACGUUCCGUUUCUGUAUCUUUUGUAUCUGUGUUGCUUUUAAUUGUCCUUCUUUUGGUACUUGGGUUGGAUUUCACCUGCCCUGCAACUGAGACUGCCUGAUACGUCUGCGUUGCAUUUCAUGAAUUAUUACUAAGCUUGACAGCUGUGGUGAGCAUGUGCACCCUGAUAAACCGCCAACAGGUGAAGCAGGAAAACCAAGUGUUUGGAGAACGGGCAAACCAAGAUGGACAUUUCUGUUUUUCCCAACAGCAACCACCCUGAGAAGUUCCUCCAGCUGAACGUUGGGACGCUGGGGGCAAUGCAAGGUGUAUUUCAGAUGGGAGCCUUUAUGUCCAGCCAGAAACGAUGGCAGAAUGGGGUCUAUUCUCAGUGGGAGAAAACGAUCAAAUCAGGGGACAGGGGGCCCCCAACCACCCAAGACAGACCUGUGGCAUUUGUGGACAAACACUUGGAAAAGCACAUCACUCCAUUCACUCUGACAUCAAACAUCAAGACGAAUCCUCUGUACUCAGACACGGCGCCAAAGGAAGACUGGGAGACGGAAAAGCCCAAACCUUCUUGGACUAUCAAAGAAUACGACACGCAAGCUAUCCACCGACACCUAUCAAACUACCUAAAGGAAAAUACUCCUAAAGAUUUGGAUUUUUGGCUUGAAGAUCUCUACACGCCCGGAUUUGACUCUUUGAUCAAGAGAAAAGAAGCAGAGGAGAGAAAGAAAAAACUUUGUAAAAUUCUAUCUUUGGUUUUUUUAUUGGUUUGUGCAUCUCUGGUUGUCAUUGUUGUGCCAGUUUUGGUUCUGCGUAAUAAGAACUGAUGACGAGUCGUCUGUGUUCUAUGUAACAGUUUGGCAAUGUCCCAGAGUUAAUAUGUUUGUCACAUUUAUAUUUUCAGAUCAUUAAGCAAUGUAAAUAGGCAAAAAUGACACAAGUGGAUAGUUCCUUUGUCUUUUUUUCAUACUUUUCAUUUGUUUUACUUUACUGGUAGGUGACACCAUUUGUUGGUGUGUAACAUCAGUUUCUGGGAUGUGACACUAGAGGGCGAUGUUCACCUUGUUUUCUAUUGAGAUCUUCUACACAUAUAGAAAACAUUUUUAAAACUUAUUUUUCAGACAAAUCCGGACCAUGAGAUGUUGUGUUAGAUACAGAUGUAAAGCACAUGGAAAAGAUCUGUGAGCCAAACAGAAAUCUGAUAAAUCAACUUUCUAUCACAGAUGUUAUAGGAGUAUGAUGACAGGGGGAUGAGGAGUUCUGUUUAAGGAAAAAAAUCAUCACAAAACUAAAAAAGUUGAAUAUAAAUAUGACAAAGAACAAGUCUAUCUUCUAGAAACCUUUGAUUAAGUCAAGUGAACGGACACACAUGCACCGUUACUUUCAUCCAAAACAUCCCUUUGAGAAGAUCAUCGAGUCUUCAUUUUUGUAUUUUGGUCACCUGGGGAUCACGACUAUGCCCACUCUUUUCUACUGUAUUUAUAUUGUUUUGAUCAGCUUGAUCGAGGGAUCCAUGGAAUAUAUUUUUACAAUAUUCUGGUAAAAACUUUGCGAGCAAGAGGGGAACGCUACUUUUGUGAGCUCGCCACGCUAAUGCCAUUCAAAAUGUGCAAACUUUAUUGCCAAAUGUCACUUUGUCACAAAAUGGCAAAGUGUUUUAUCUUGGUUUCAUCUGUGGAUUUUUAAAUUUUUUUGCACAUCCUUUAGAGAUUUUGGUUGCAUUCAUUAUUUUUUUUCUCCCACCGUGAUGUCAUCAUUUUUAGAAUUUUCAGUCAGAAAGAUGAAUUGCAAAAAUAUUCUGGUCCAGGAUGAUUGCCAUUUUUAGAAAAUACUUUGCAAUGGAUUUUUCAUUUGGAAAUUAAUAGUUGAAUUGGAAAUGGUAUUUUAUAAUCAUUAUAUUUAAUACACAACAUAUUUCUGAUCAUCAAACAUCCGUCUUCCUGUUUCACAGACUAUGCAUGAGUUUGUAUAAAACACCCAUCCAAUAGGGAGCAAUCUUUCACUGUAGGGAGAUGCCUUCUUACAAAGUUCUCCUGUUAUGUCUGCAAGGUUGUGCAACACGAUUUUUGACAGGAUUUAAUCAGAUUCAUGGAUGUGGCCACUAGAGGUCACCCUAGCCUCAUAUAAACAUUUACAGCAGUUAUUUUAUAGUAAAGAACCAGAUGAGGGAGCAGUACUGAGAGGCUGCAGAUUCCAGUUGUAGUUUGUUUUCAUGCCUCAUAACAAGACGGCCCUGGUUCAAAUCCUGGCUAGGAUCUUUCUGAACGGAGUUUGCAUGAGCAGGUUUUCUCCACAGACUCCGGUUUAUUCCUCCCACAGUCAAAAGGCAUGCUUCAGAGGUUCAUGAAUUAUUCUAAAUUGCCCUGCAGGUGUAAAGGUGGUUGUGCGGCCCUGCAACAAACGGGAGACCUGUUCAGGGUGUACCCCACCUCCACCCAACAGUAGCUGGGAUAGGCUCCAGCAACCCUCUGGCCCCCCAAAAAGUCUGUUUGGAGCUUACACUGAGAAGCAAAUUCAAAGACUGUUUCCCAUUUUUAAUUAUUAAUAGAUGCAAACUACUAAAAAUGAAAGAUUUUUCAGGGACAUUUUAGGUUUCUAUGGGGCCGUGUGACAAGCGCAAAGAAAUCUGCAGCUGUUUAUGAACUGUAUGAAAUUUUUUUUUUAAUCCUGCAUUCUUUUUUUCUACUGAACUCUGAGUGCUCGCUGAGUUUAUACAGUUUAUGGUUUAAUGAUUAUUGCCUGCUCUACAAUUCCAGAAUUUGCUUCUUUUUUUUUUUUUAAUAAAAAGUUGACUGAUUUUUUUUCUGAUUGUCUGGAUAUUGUUGCAAUGAACAAAUAAUAAACUUUUAAAAUACUACUGUU
Messenger RNA from Oryzias melastigma (Indian medaka), 3594 nucleotides. RefSeq names its product membrane integral NOTCH2 associated receptor 2 (gene minar2). Bases 969 to 1559 code for a protein of 196 amino acids. Lineage: Eukaryota; Metazoa; Chordata; Actinopteri; Beloniformes; Adrianichthyidae. The record is from RefSeq and is a predicted model, not a curated record. The transcript has 3 exons.